CGUCGCUCGGCUCCCGACCGCAUCGCGAUCAGUCAUCUCCUGCGUCUCGUUCUCGCCGGAGAUCAGACGCGCCACCGCCGGGCGAUGGAUGCCUCCUACCGCCGCGCCGGUGCCGGAAGCGGUUCUGCUCCCCGCUCCGUCGAGGACAUCUACAAGGACUACCGCGCCCGCCGCUCCGCCGUCCUCCGCGCCCUCACCCACGACGUCGAGGAGUUCUACGCGCUGUGCGAUCCAGAGAAGGAGAACCUGUGCCUAUACGGGUACGCAAACGAAGCGUGGGAGGUGGCGCUGCCGGCGGAGGAGGUGCCCACGGAGCUGCCGGAGCCUGCGCUCGGGAUCAACUUCGCGCGCGACGGGAUGAACCGUCGCGACUGGCUCGCGCUCGUCGCCGUCCACUCCGACUCGUGGCUCAUAUCCGUCGCAUUCUACUACGCCGCGCGGCUCAACCGAAGUGAUCGGAAGCGUUUGUUUGGCAUGAUGAAUGACCUGCCAACUGUUUUUGAAGUCGUCUCCGGUGGUGUGAAGCAAUCUAAGGAAAGGGACAGAUCCGGUACUGACAACAGUGGUAGAAAUAAACUGUCAGCAAAGCAAACAAGCGAGCCACGGUUAGAAAAUAAUGCCAGGGAGCCUGACGAGGGCUACGAUGAAGACGACGGCUACCACAGCGAAACCUUGUGCGGGACAUGUGGUGGAAUAUACAGCGCAGACGAGUUCUGGAUCGGGUGUGAUGUGUGCGAGAAGUGGUACCAUGGCAAGUGCGUGAAGAUCACUCCCGCGAAGGCGGAGAGCAUAAAGCAGUACAAGUGCCCGAGCUGCUGCAAUUCAAAAAGACCUAGGCCGCUGUAGGCCUGUAGCACCGCCCUCCUCACUGGAGGACGGCCAUGGAUGGAAGACUGAACAAACAGGAGGUCAGAGCUACUCCUUGGCGCAAGGCCAAUACCACCUUGCCAUGUUUACUGUAUCUUUUCGAUUAAGCUUACAUAUGAUGGUGAUGCUAAUGUGGGCGGGAAGAUCACACCUAGUAUUUAUUAUAACCUUUUUGUGGUUUCUCCAUGCCAUGGAGAGUUAUGGUAGCCUGUAUGUUGCCGGAGAAGGAAUAGGGGCAGAGGAAGCCUUUGUAACGUUUCUAAAGGUGAAUUGGGCAGCUUAUGCCAAGAUAAUAACCCGUGAGGUUUAUGUUAAUAUAUUUUAUUUGAUAC
Molecule: messenger RNA, 1199 nt
Organism: Zea mays
Lineage: Eukaryota; Viridiplantae; Streptophyta; Magnoliopsida; Poales; Poaceae
Product: ALFIN-like transcription factor
Exons: 5
Coding region: 85-846 (253 amino acids)
Biological process (GO): regulation of DNA-templated transcription
Cellular component (GO): nucleus
Molecular function (GO): transcription coregulator activity; transcription cis-regulatory region binding; histone binding
Source: RefSeq, marked provisional